AUGAAGGUCUCACUUGCCCUUUUGACGACGCUGUGCGCGUCUCUCGCCGCCGCCGGCGUUGUGAUCACCCCCGUCCGCCCAAAUCAAAUCAUCCCGCCAGACCAGAAGGUAUCCGGGGACUGCUUCUUCGGCGUCGUCACGCCCCAGGGCUGCGCAACUCCCUCCCGGCCAGACGGCGAAAAAAUGGCCCCGCAGUAA
This is a messenger RNA of Colletotrichum higginsianum IMI 349063, 198 nucleotides long. Its product is annotated as Secreted protein. The transcript has 2 exons. NCBI's taxonomy places the organism in Eukaryota, Fungi, Ascomycota, Sordariomycetes, Glomerellales, Glomerellaceae. Bases 1 to 198 code for a protein of 65 amino acids. The record is from RefSeq and is a predicted model, not a curated record.